AUGACUUCGAAGUGCAAUCCGAGAUGUUUUAUUGAUAUUUCCAUCGGAGGCCAACCUGCUGGUCGAUUAGUGAUAGAACUAUUUGCAAAUAUUUGCCCAAAGACAUGUGAGAAUUUCAGAUGCCUUUGCACAGGUGAACAAGGGGUCAGCAAACAUUCUGGCAAGAAACUCUACUACAAGUCCUCUUUGUUUCAUAGAGUCGUCAGAGGUUUCAUGGUUCAGGGCGGAGAUUUUGAUAAAGGGGAUGGUACUGGAGGGGAAUCAAUAUAUGGAUCACAGUUUCAAGAUGAGAACUUUGAUAUGAUACACGAUAAGCCUGGCCUCCUAUCAAUGGCGAACAAGGGUCCAAACAGUAAUGGGUCUCAAUUCUUCAUAAAACACGUAGUGUUUGGUCACGUGAUCAGUGGUUUUGAGGUCGUGGAGGUCAUAGAAAAGUUGGAGACGGAUGCCAAAGAUCGACCCAAAGUUCCUGUCGUCGUUUCAAACUGCGGGGAAUUAGUACUGAAAAAAAGGGAAGCAAAAAAACAAAAGACCGCAACUAAAGGUGGCAGUGAUGAUGAUGAUGGUAAUAAAAGCAGUGAUAGUAGUAGUAGUAGUAGUAGUAGUUCGUCUUCAUCUUCAUCAUCAUCGUCAUCAUCAUCAUCAUCAUCUGGAAGUGAACAAGAUGGAAAGAAGAGAAAAAGAAAGAGAAAAAGAACGAAAAAGAAGAAGAGUAAGAGAGAUAAAAAGACAAAAGGCAGUGUCGUUGGGCCCGAUAUUGAAAGUAACGCAUCAGCAACAAUUGAAGACGAUAAGAAGGACGCAUCAACAAAGAGCAUAAUUGAAAGUGAAACUGGAUUCUACUGCUCCAUCAAUCCGGGUGAGAUCCCGGAAAUCCCGAUGAAUAAAUUUCUAUACAGAAAAAGUCCGAAAAAGCCUGAUGUUUCUAAAUUUAGCAACGAGGCCACUGUUGCUUGUACUACUGCUGCUGCUGCUGAAAGAAGGGAAGAGGUGACGAAGAGGAUGAAGAUGAUGGAGCGAGAGAAAAGAAGGCAGCAAGAAAGGAGUGACAGCUAUGCCUGGAGAGAUAUGGAUGAAAGGAGAGAGGCAGAUAGGAACUGUGAGAAGAGGAAAAUUAAAGGAAGGGGAGCAGUGAGGUAUCAUUCGCGGUCGAGAAGUAGGUCACGUGGGACGACCCCACCCCAUUGGAAGAGGGAACAAAUGAGGUUAACCAGUCUGGAUGAGGCCUUGAAAUCUAUUAAUAACUCAAAAUGGAACAAAGGUGAUAAUGUGCCGACCAAAGAUAAACACAACGACAGCAAAGAUAACGAAGCCGAACCUGACGAUCACAAUAGAAGGGCAAGUUGCAAGCACCAGAAGGAUGUAAGUAGCAAUAAAAGUAAAAGGAGGGGAUUCGGAAAACGAGAUGACGAUAAUGGAGACGCUGAUGAUAAUGAUCGUGAUGAUGGUGGCGGCGGUCAUGAUGAUGAUCGCUGGGGCCGGGGAAGGAAGGAUCGUAUGCUGUCUGACAUGUUCUCAUCCAGUGGGAAGCAACUUGUCUGCAUUGAGAGUUACGACGCUAGGAACGUUUUACUCAAUAGAAGUAAAAAUAGCACAGCAGCCACUGCCUCAACUGCUGCUGCUGCUGACGAUGACGAUGCUGACCGUCAUCAUCAUCAGCACCGUUCUCAUCAUCAGCGUGGAAGACAUAAUGAUGAUGAUGAUGAUGAUAAAAAAUGGAAGCGGAAAUCUUCAUCAUCCUCGCCCAAAGUACGAGUUGUGCAGUCUAAAAUUAGCAUCAUAAAAAACAGAAACGCAGACGAUGAUGAUGAAGACGACGAUGACGAUGAUGAUGGGGUGACCAAAGAUCAUAAAAGGCAUAAUGAAGGUGAAAAGAUUAAUAAGAGACAUCCAGAGGCAUCGUCAUCUGAAUUAUCACCAUCGAAAAUUCGAAGGACCAUUGGUGAUGAUGCCGUUUAUGAUCCUGUCAAAAAAUCAACCGACAGAGGAGGCAGAGAAGUGCUCAGUCACAAGGCUGCAAAUAUGGAAGAGGAUUCCAAAAAAGGUCGUAAUAGACGUCACGCUGAUGAUGUGAAGUCGACUAAUAAAAGUUUCGACGAUGAAACGCCGAGGAAGCUCAGUCGCGAACGACGUGCUGAUAAAAAAUCCAGAAAAAAUGAUGCCACAAAAUCGAGAGGCGAUGAUGAUGAGGAGGAGGAGGAAGAGGAGGAUUUGAAGAAAAAGAAAUUUUCAAAAGAUGGUUUGGAAAUGAGACGACAUGAUGCUGCUGCUGCUGCUGCCGAUGAUGAUGGUGAUGGUGGUGAAGUCAACAGAUCCAAGUUUGUGGAAGAGAGAGCACCUGAUGAUAGGAAGAUGAGAGAGAAUGUAAAAAGUGAUUCUGCUUCAAAAAAUUCUUCCAAGAACAACGCUGCCGACGAUGAAGAUGCAGAGGCUAGGAGGUAUAGGAGGGCCGGAAGGAAAAGAAAAUCGCGAUCACCCGACAGAAGAGCAAUUAUGUCAAGUUCAUUUCAGGGUCGUCGGUCUUCUGAUGCAAACAGAACCGCGUCACCGAGAGUUCAAAGAGCAGCUAGAGGACAGUCAAAUGAGAGCCACGAAAAUGUGAAUAAACAGAGGUCUCGAUCGGUGAGCAGUUCAAAAAAUGUUGGAACUUCAUCCCCUCCACGAAAAAAAAACAGGUCCAAAUCGCAGGAAAACAUUUCGAGGUUCGAUAGAAGUAAAAACCGAAUCGAUAGAAGCAAAUCUAGGUCACCUAGGCGAAGAUCUAGGUCAAAUAAACAAAGAUCUAGACCAGACAGAUCUCGAUCACCACGAAGAAAAUCGAGGUCACCAAGAAGAACAAGAAGAAGUAGGUCAAGGUCGAGGUCUGCCAGGAGAAGAACGAGCAGAAACCGAUCAAGGUCAAAUAGAUUCGGAUCAGGCAGAGAUAGGUCAGCCGGAAAUAGGUCGAGACAGGAUAGAAAUAGAUCCAGAUCACGAAACAGGUCCCAGCACAGGCGCGAUGAGAGAUACGACCGUCGUGGUAAUGCCAGCAACAGGUCUCCCCAAUCAUCUUCCUUCGAUAGGAAUAGGAGCUCAAAUUCGCGCUUGAAUCGUCAGAGAUCUCCUAACAAUAUGAAUAGAAAAGAG
Molecule: messenger RNA, 3126 nt
Organism: Helobdella robusta
Lineage: Eukaryota; Metazoa; Annelida; Clitellata; Rhynchobdellida; Glossiphoniidae
Exons: 13
Biological process (GO): protein peptidyl-prolyl isomerization; protein folding
Cellular component (GO): intracellular membrane-bounded organelle
Molecular function (GO): peptidyl-prolyl cis-trans isomerase activity
Source: RefSeq, a predicted model, not a curated record